AUGGCAAACGAAACGGCUAGUAAAGUAGCGGGUUACUUAUCUAACCAAGACUCAAGACACCAAAACAGACAU
Molecule: messenger RNA, 72 nt
Organism: Arabidopsis thaliana (thale cress)
Lineage: Eukaryota; Viridiplantae; Streptophyta; Magnoliopsida; Brassicales; Brassicaceae
Exons: 1
Source: RefSeq, marked reviewed